Molecule: messenger RNA, 2163 nt
Organism: Olea europaea var. sylvestris
Lineage: Eukaryota; Viridiplantae; Streptophyta; Magnoliopsida; Lamiales; Oleaceae
Product: exocyst complex component EXO70H1-like
Exons: 1
Coding region: 92-1972 (626 amino acids)
Biological process (GO): exocytosis
Cellular component (GO): exocyst
Molecular function (GO): phosphatidylinositol-4,5-bisphosphate binding
Source: RefSeq, a predicted model, not a curated record
UCUCCGUUUCCGUUCAUUACUUGUUCUUCUUAAACGCUAUCAACUCAACGACACAAUAUUCAUACAUAAACACAGACACACACAAAAGAAGAUGACGAAAUCAAGACCUUCUUCUCCCUUACAAUCUCAGCACUCUAUUUCUCCUCCUUUUACACCUCCUCGUAAUUUCUCCGAAACAAUAAUGGAGGAAAACAUUGAUUACGCUGAAAUGAUAGUCACCAAAUGGGAUUUGGAUGGUCCAACAUACCGAAAAAUGUCCACUCUCUUUGGUGAUGAUAGAAAGGAAGCCGAAAGAUUUAUCGAAGGGGUGACUGGCUUGAGAAACGCCAUGCACUUCUACGUAAAGAUAAAUUCGAGCUCUGAAAAACUCAUCAGAGCGCAAAGAUUGAUGCAAGUUGCAAUGAAGAGGUUGGAAAAGGAGUUUUAUUCUAUUUUGUCUUCAAACAGAAAUGUUCUUGAUGCUGAAUCUGUCUCGGCCCGGAACUCGAGAGGUUCGACCAGGUCCAGUCUUUCAGAUUUCUUGGAAGAUGAAAUUGAAGGUGAUGAAAUUAUUGAAGAUGGGAAUUCUGUAUCUGAAGCUGAUAAAGCUUCUUCUUUGGCUAUUGCGGAUUUGAGGAGCAUAGCGGAUUGUAUGAUUGGAUCUGGGUAUGGAAAAGAAUGUGUUAGAAUUUACGAUUUAAUCAGAAAAUCGAUGAUUGAUGAGAGUUUGUACAAUUUGGGAGUUGAAAAGAUGAACACUUCUCAAAUUCAGAAAUUGGAUUGGAAUGUUCUUGAAGCGAAAAUCAAAAGUUGGUUACACGCCGUGAAAAGUGCUGUAAAAAAUCUGUUUUACGGCGAGAGAAUUCUAUGUGAUUCAGUAUUUUCUUCUUCAGAAAAAAUUGCAGAAUCGUGUUUUGCAGAAAUCUCGAGAGAUGCUGCAAUUAAUUUAUUUGGAUUCCCAGAAAAUUUCGCCAAAUCGAAGAAAAUAUUAUCACCAGAGAAAAUGUUUCGCGCACUUGAUCUCUACGAAGCAAUCUCAGAUCUUUGGCCCGAGAUAGAAAUUAUUUUCUCUUACGACUCACUGUCGGCAGUGAAAGCUCAGGCGGUGGCUUCACUCGUGAAACUUGGUGAGUCAAUACGAGUUAUGCUCACUCAGUUCGAGUUAGCCAUUCAGAAGGACUCCUCCAAAACGCCUUCAACCGGCGGCGUUCAUCCCUUAACUCGUUACGUUAUGAAUUAUUUGGUUUUCCUCGGAGAUUACAGCGGCGCGGUGUCGGACAUAUUGGCGGACUGGCCAUUGAACGCUCAAACUCCGCUGCCAGAAUCUUAUUUCUCGAGUCCCAUUUCCAAUGGCGCCGUGGAAGAUACUUCAUCCUCCGUCACCGUCCGCCUGGCGUGGCUGAUUUUAGUCCUGUUAUGCAAGCUCGAUGGCAAGGCCACACUAUACAAUGACGUGGCUUUAUCUUAUCUGUUUUUGGCAAACAACUUAAACUAUGUCGUUUCCAAAGUCCGGAACUCGAGUCUGAGGCUCCUGAUGGGAUACGAAUGGAUUUCGAAGCACCAGUCAAAGGUCAAACAAUAUGCCGGUAACUACGAAAGGACGGGUUGGAUUAAAGUACUAACGUCAUUGCCCGAAAAUCCAACGGCUGAGUUUUCUCCACAGGAAGUGAAAGAAAUUUUUUCUCUAUUUAAUUCGGGUUUCGAAGAGACUUACAGAAAACAAAGCGGGUGGCUUAUACCCGAUCGGAAGCUCGGAGAAGAAAUCAAAAUUUCUUUAGCUAAAAAAAUAGUUCCGGGUUAUCGGGUCUUGUACGAGAAGCACAGGGGGAUGUUCCGGAGGGAGAUUGGGGUGGAAUCAAUUGUUAGAUAUGCCCCUGAAGAUUUGAAUAAUUACCUGUCGGAUUUAUUUUUUGGAACUGAGGUUUCAGAAAGUACAAAAACGUGGUCGUAUGGAACAUUAUCGGAGUCAUCUCCGUCAUCCCACGGUCGUUGAAAGAGUUACAUGAGCCUCCGAAUGGCCGGCCAUGCAUAUAUUCCAUGUGAAAAAAUAUUUGUGAACAUAAUAAUUAAAUGUAAUUUGACCUCUAUUAGAGACGUUAUUUUUUAAAUACUUGUACAAUUCAAAUUAGUAACAUUUGAAAUUCUUUGAUUCGUUUGAAUAAAAUGGAGUUUAUUUUUUGUUCA